Messenger RNA from Ostreobium quekettii, 495 nucleotides. The record is from the annotation of a GenBank genome assembly. NCBI's taxonomy places the organism in Eukaryota, Viridiplantae, Chlorophyta, Ulvophyceae, Bryopsidales, Ostreobiaceae.
AUGCUGAGGAUGAAAUCGAGGCGUUUCCAAGAAGCAUGCAGCAGCACCUGUGUAACUAUUUCGCAACCCUCAUUUCAGAAAAGUGGCACAGCACUUAGUGAGCCACCAGGUCUUUUGCCUGAAACGGCGUCCAAAUUCACUGUACACGUUUGCAUUGAGGUGGCCCAAAACAGUAUUCUGGGCGCCGUGCUCAACAUUCGAUUAUUCAAUCAACUGUGCAGUUCUGGACCUAUCUUUUGCGCCUCAAAAAUCGCUCCUAAAGCAGAAGCUAAGGUGCUCAAGCAUGUUAGCUCAAAAGACUCCGGGGUUCUGACGAGCAUUCACCUCACACUGUGUUCGAUUACAGUCCAAUCUGCUCAAGUAAAUGGCCACCACUGUAAUCGAGAGAAAACCGUAGAGAAAGGAAAGAUCAAUGUGCUCAGCAGAAAUCACCUUGAUCCGCAUGACAUACGGUUACAUUUAGCGGUCCUGCAGCUGCUGAAUGCUCAAGGCUAA